AUGAACCAUAUCACCUCACCAUUUCUCUCUUUGAAAACAUCCUUCCGCACCAGAAGCCAAAGCCCCAAAUCAGGCACCGACACAAGCCCAAGUUCAACAACAACCUCACCACCCUCCUCCCCAACAUCCACCCACUCACCUCAUACCUCUCCACACCACCUCUUCAACCUAUCCUUCCACCCCUCCAAAACCCACACAUUCCGACGGCAAUCCAGUGUUAGACACACCAGUAACCCCGGAAAUCAAUCCCGCCCGCGCCAAGUCUCAGACAACGCCAACGGCAUCACCGUGCCCCCCUGCGCUGUCCUACGCGGCCGCUCAUCGAUGGUCCUCCGCCAACGACCAUCCAAGACCGAUAUGGCGUUGAGCGAGGAGCGGUCGCGAUGUGAUGGGGAUUCCAUUGAGAGGCAGGGGUUGGGGCUGAUGGAGCCGCGGCCGGUGGAUUUGGGGGUGGGAGAGGUGAAGCCUAACUUUGUGAUGGGUGGUAUCUUUGAGGUUAUGGAGGGGCGGGAUUAG
Penicillium concentricum is the source of this 516-nucleotide messenger RNA. RefSeq lists its product as uncharacterized. The record is from RefSeq and is a predicted model, not a curated record. The transcript has a single exon. Lineage: Eukaryota; Fungi; Ascomycota; Eurotiomycetes; Eurotiales; Aspergillaceae. The coding region runs from base 1 to 516 and encodes 171 amino acids.